Messenger RNA from Raphanus sativus (radish), 1503 nucleotides. RefSeq lists its product as uncharacterized. Lineage: Eukaryota; Viridiplantae; Streptophyta; Magnoliopsida; Brassicales; Brassicaceae. The record is from RefSeq and is a predicted model, not a curated record. Bases 166 to 1455 code for a protein of 429 amino acids. The transcript has 6 exons.
CUACUUACCAUUUUACCCCUCGCGUUUUGUGGAUGCAAUUACGUGGUUCGACGUCGUUUUAAAACUGCCACUAUAAAAAAAACGACCCUGUUUCAGCAAGAUAAUUGUAAUCCCGCCUCUUCUUGGCAAAAUCUGGGUGACGAAGAGUCGAAGAAGAAGAAGACGAUGGCUGAUCCGUUGAAAGAAAUGUGCGACAAACUAGGGGUCUGCACAGAAGAAGCGCUAUUCUACCUCGAAGGUUUCCGAUGGGAUCUUAACGCAGCGACGGAGGCUUGCCGCAGCAAAACAUUACCCUCGCCGUCGUCCCUCACGGCUCAACCUCCGUCGUCCGUGAACGAGAGAACCGUGGAGGAGGAGCAGAGCAGAGAAGAGAAGAUCGAGAAUUUCUUAGAAGUCGCUAUUGGAUCGUCUGUGGCGGACGCAGUAAAGUACCUCAGCGCCUACAAUUGGAGCAUAUUGCACGCCGCGGCCUCUUUCUGUAACCACCACUACGAUCAACCUGAGAAGAAGUCGAAGCCGAUGAUGCCGUCAUCUCACGAAGGAUCGGAUUUGGUGCAGGACGUUCUUAGUAACGUGCCGCAGUUUCGUAGUGAUCAUACCUCGACGAGUGUCAGAAUCGGGAGCCCUCCUUCUUCUAGUAAGUCUGGUUCCGGAAUUGCGACGGCUGAAGUGGUUAAAAAUUUUAGUGGUAAGGCUGUUGAACAAGAUUCAAGCACAGAGUCACCUCCUCUAGUGGCGUCAUCUCAAGUGGAGGAAAGUUCGCAUCUGAAUUCGCUGGAGCAAGAUGUGCUCAUUGAUCUAUUCGUCGAGGCGGCUGAUGGAGAAAUUACUAAAGACGUUGCAGAAAUUUACCUUAAAUUCAACAAUUGGGAGAUAGACAAAGCCUUCUCCUGUCUCAUGGCAGAGCAAAACCCAACGCAGGUUCAGGCUCCACAAGAAGGUGGUGAAACCGGGAGCUCUUCUAGUGAUCCGCCUCUUCCAUCAAUGGGAUUGCCUUCACAAUCACAGUUUGAGUCUUCAUAUGUUUCAAGUGGCCCCACGGAGACACAAAGGUCACUUGAAGAGGCUGGUGGUGAAGGAGACGUCACAGUGGCUGUUCCUGGGAUGACGUCGUCUCAAAUACAUGGCAAGGCUGCAGAGGAAGGUUCAAGCACGGAGACAGUCCCUGUUCCUUUUGCUAACCAAGACAGCACAACUGUGGAGACUCAAACAGCGCCGAGUACUAUUGUGAUGACUAUCCACUUGUCACAUAAGCCUGGGACAUUGCUGGAGCUUCCUUUUAGAUCAGAUCAAACCGUAAGAGACAUCCACAAUGCUAUUGACCAGCGAUAUCCAGAUAUAGACAGGGGCUACGUUUUGCGAUCGAUGGAUGGAGAAGACUACAUGGAUUGGGAUAUAACUGUAUACAGAGUUUCUACCGGUGAUUCUACAUUUCUCCUCCAGGUCUACCCCUAGCCUUACAGUUCCCAGUGACUUUGAAAAGGAUUCUUGCUUUGUAUAGAA